GCUCACGUGAUUUUUGUACGCGCGAAAAUCUCGAGGUGAAAGCGAAGCGCGAACUACGAAGGGCCCUGAGUUGAUAGUACAGGUUGCUAGGGAAAGGUAGAUGGGCGGUAAUUGGUGUCAGCAGUCGGCGCCAGAGAGGAGGAAGAGAUGAAAGAGAGAGGUUUCCAGGGGUGUGGUACUAUGUGAGUUGCGUCAUUUUGAUUGUGCGGGUGACUGCCACAGUGUUUAGAGUCGUGCGGGGAGAGGAAGGGGGGAGAGAGUUUUUUUUCACAGCGAGGCUCCGUGGUGCUUGAUUGAUCAAGAAUCGAGGCCAACGGGUAGAUGCGUGAAUGGAAUAGCAGCUAGUGUGAAGAGUGGUAAAUUCUGUUCAACGGGAGAAAUUUAGAAAGGUUGACUGGCUGAAUAGUUUGCUGAUUUUGGGAAAAUCUUCCUAUUUGGAGACCGGUAGUUAAGGGUGGUAGGAAUUGAGUGGAGUUCUUGGUUUAGAGGUCUUGCAGGAAAGUAGAGUACUGAGAACUGUCAGCGCAACAAGGAUAAAUUGUCUCAGUGCACUCAAAUUCAACUAGAUACGAGAUUCAAAGAGAAGCCGGAAACGAUGCGUUUUAUUGCGCUAGAGUCUGCUCUUGGGAAUUUGUAGAUCCACUACUCGAGUUUGGUCUGUUUCCGUUCUCACCACUUUCAAGUUUACGUCAACAAAUACUCCUUACGUAGCCAUGGAAAAUCAGAGUUGGCCCUAUUUUGAUCCCGAUUAUGAGACUGCAUCCUCCAGUUUCGACCCUCCAAGGGUGACAAUUGAAAACGAUACGUCUGACAACGUCACUGUGGUGCAAGUUCACAGUGCCGACAGACAUGGCAUACUUUUGAAUGUUGUGCAAGUGCUUACAGAUCUCGAUUUGGUGAUAGUAAAAUCUGACAUGUUUUCUGAUAAAGGGUGGUUUUUUGAUGUGUUUCAUGUUGUGGAUCACAGCGGAAAUAAAGUUCGCGAUCGAUCUGUAUUGGACCAUAUUCAAAACUCACUGGGAUACAGGACUAGACGAGAGCAAUCAUCCGCUGAUUUGUUGCGCCGCUCAUCAGGAUUGUCCGUCUCUGAUCACACAGUUGUCGAGUUAACUGGCCCUGACAGACCGGGGCUUUUAUCAGAAAUAUCUGCAAUUCUGACGCAGUUGGAUUGCAAUGUGAAUGCUGCUGAGGUAUGGACGCACAAUCUUAGGGUUGCUUGUGUUAUAUACCUUACUGAUACGACUACGGGUGGCCCCAUCCAGACUCAAUCAAGGCUAGAGCUUAUCAAGGAGCAGUUGUCGAAAGUCUUGAGAGGCGCCCAUGACGAAAAUCUUGCUAGAUGGAAAAUAGAGUACGCUACAGAAAUCACACAUGUAGAGAGGCGGCUGCACCAGCUGAUGUACGAUGAUAGAAGGCAUGCAGGACAGGAUUAUUCUAGAAGCUCGGAGGAUAGGCCAAAGAUACAGAUUAAGAGAAACGAGCGUGGAUACUCCAUGGUUAGUAUUCAAUGCAAAGAUCGACCGAAGCUCUUGUUUGAUAUCGUCUGUACUCUGACCGACAUGCAGUAUGUGAUCCACCACGCUUUGAUUAACUCCCAUGAAGCCGACACGACUCAGGAGUUUUUUAUUCGCCAUGAAAACGGUUGCACCCUCGAAACUCCUGCUGAGCAACAUCUGAUAGUUUGUCUUGAAGCUGCCAUCAACCGGAGGACUACCAAGGGUCUGAGAUUGGAGCUCUGCAUGAAUGACCGUGUUGGACUCUUGUCUGAAGUCACCAAGAUAUUUCGAGAAAAUGGGCUUUCAGUUGCCCGUGCAGAUGUGUCAACACGAGACGACAAGGCCGUGAAUGUCUUUUAUGUGUUAGACGCAUCUGGUCGCCCUGUGAAUAUGAAAGUAGUGGAAGAGAUGCGCAAGACGAUCGGUCACGCAAUCUUGCAAGUAAAAGGUACUCCGCCUCAGGAAUCCGAGCUCCCGAAUCCAGGCGCGAAUUUUUUUGGUGGAUUGUACCGAACAUUCUCUGGGCUCACAAGUAUGAACUGGCGUUCUACGGCCAUUGCAUGAUGAACAUCGUGAAUACAAACAUGAAUUGCAGUUGAUGCGACACACAAGGAAAUCGGGAUAUCAUAACGGACUACAAAUUAAAGCCCGAGGAAGACGUGCGUGUCCUUAGGCUCUUGUGAGAUUUCACGACCUGCAGAAGUUGCCUGUUCUCUCUCAGAACCAGGUUGCCGCUCAAAUUCUUUAAGCUUGAAGAGCUUUUGUACAGCAAGAAGAUCAAAGAUUUCUUUGGAGGAGUAGAUUCACAAAUCUCUUGGAACAUCACCCUAUCCCAGGGACUUUCCGCCACUCAAACUACCGUACAAUCGUUACUACUGCUUCAAUCGACACAAUUUCAUGAACAUGUGAAGUCUUCCAACUGACCAGUCACAUACAUUCUUGGACAUGUGGAAAUUCAUGUCGAAAUCAAUGUGGAGAUCUCAAACCAUCAGAACAGGUUUUGAAAUCGUGUGUGGACAACACCCUAGCUAAAGAAUGCUACUCACUCCACUUAACAUCAUGCACAAUUAUCAGCAUUUGUACAGAGUACUGGUUAUUGAGAAAAAGAAUGGAAUGUGUGAUUUUAAUUAAU
Messenger RNA from Physcomitrium patens, 2628 nucleotides. NCBI's taxonomy places the organism in Eukaryota, Viridiplantae, Streptophyta, Bryopsida, Funariales, Funariaceae. The record is from RefSeq and is a predicted model, not a curated record.